Molecule: messenger RNA, 1129 nt
Organism: Saccostrea cuccullata (small rock oyster)
Lineage: Eukaryota; Metazoa; Mollusca; Bivalvia; Ostreida; Ostreidae
Product: selenoprotein F-like
Exons: 4
Cellular component (GO): endoplasmic reticulum lumen
Molecular function (GO): oxidoreductase activity
Source: RefSeq, a predicted model, not a curated record
UUGUCUUUCCAUCACGUUAAUAAUUUUCCCGGAUCCUCUCACGGAUUAGACUUUUGAUAUUAUUUGUUACCCGGAAGUUGUAGUAUUUUCUUUCAACAUGGUGGACACUGGAGGUGUCCCUCGUUUUAUUUUUGCAUUAUUGCUAGUUAUAGACAGGGUAGCUUCCAGUUUGUUGUCAGUUGAGGAAUGUAGGAAUCUUGGUUUUGUUUCUACUGAUCUGAUGCAAGAUGCCUGUAAUGAACUGGACCAGUUCAACUUGUCUUCAUUAAAAGAGAGCUGUUUGAAGUGCAGUCAAAAAGAAGAGGCAGAAAGUGAAGCCACAAAACUUUAUCCAUAUGCUGAGCUGCAUGUGUGCAGCUGAAAAUUGGGACGGUUCCCACAAGUGCAGGCAUUUGUGAAGUCGGACCGUAUCAAACAAUUCCCUCGUCUGUCUGUGCGUUAUGUGCGGGGUAUGGACCCGGUUAUAAAGCUAAUGGACGAGAAUCGUAAUGUGGUGGAGGAGCUGGGGAUCGAUAAAUGGAACACAGACUCUGUAGAAGCGUUCUUUCAAGAACGAUUACAAAAAUAAUUAAGAUUUAUGUUUAAUUAGUUAAAAAAUUAAUUCUAAAAAUUAAUCUACAUGUAACUUAAACUCAAAAUUUCAAAGGUUGAAAUGAUUAAAGAACCCCAGUAUUACAUCACAUCAACAAGUAAUAAAGUUCAUCACAGAGAAACUGUCACCAAAAAUUAUAGAAUUUUUCAUGUGUGAUUGUUUACCUUCAAAUAACAUCAAAUCAAACACAAGUAUAAUAGUAUAUAAUGAUCACUGUUUAUACAUGAUGUUUGUUAGUUUUCAUUUGAAUCAGUAUCUCAUUUUCAUUGUUAUAGAGUCCUGUGAUCCCAGUUUUGUAUAAUGAUUAUGCUUUAACACAGUGCAUUUCUUCUGGUUUGUAAUGAACCGUCUGGUUUACAGGGAGAGCCUGAACAAAGACCUGCUUCUAUGAAGGCAUUGCAGGAAACCUCAGAGAAGGUCAGCUUUGCCGGAUCCCAGGUCCCGGUUCAGGUUUUACCUGGAACCAGCUGGCUCAGUAUAAACCGGAGAAUCGCAGUAUGUCAUUUUGUACAAUAAACAAUAAAUGUGUUUUAUGUA